GAAAAUUAAGAUAAAGAAAAUAAGUUAAAUAUAACUUUUAUACAUAUAUAAAAGAGAAGAAAUAUCAAAAAAUUCAUUAUUCUUUGGUGAUGAAGAACUAAUAUGUCUAUUGAUUGUGAUUUGUGUUUUUUCUCAACUUUAGUAAACAGAUGAGUUGUACAUUAUCAAACUUUUGACUUGAAAAUGUCAAAAACAAAAAAAAAAUCUUCAUCUUGUACUCUGUUAGAUUGACCAAUUCUUUUCCUACUACUACUAAAACCAUAGUCCAAAUGCAACAUUAAAUCACUUAUAAUAAUUUGAUAAAUACCUGCAUGCACAUUAAGCUAUACAUCAAAGAUCAGUCACUAUGAUCCAUAUAAGAUUUAUUUUGCUCCUAUGUAUCCUACUUCAUAAUUUUCAUGUCAUCAUUUGCAACAAUAACACAGACAAAGAUAUACUUCUAUCUUUCAAACUACAAGUAACUGAUCCAAACAAUGCUCUAUCAAGUUGGAAACAAGAUUCUAAUCACUGUACCUGGUAUGGUGUAAACUGUUCCAAAGUUGAUGAAAGAGUUCAAUCUCUAAACUUAUCAGGACUUAGUCUUUCUGGUAAACUACCUUCUAAUAUCUCCAACCUCACUUAUCUUCAUACACUUGACCUUUCCAAUAACAGUUUUAAUGGCCAAAUUCCCUUCCAAUUUUCUCAUCUUUCACUCCUUAGUGUCAUUCAAUUACCUGACAACAAUCUCUCUGGUACACUUCCACCUCAAUUGGGUCAACUUCAUAAUCUACAAAUUUUGGACUUUUCUCUCAAUAAUCUAACAGGUAAAAUUCCAUCAACUUUUGGUAAUCUUUUUUCUCUUAAGAAUCUUUCAUUGGCAAGAAACAUGUUUUUUGGUGAGAUUCCAAGUGAAUUAGGCAAUCUCCAAAAUCUUUCAAGACUACAACUCUCACAGAACAAUUUCACCGGCGAGAUUCCUAGUUCUUUCUUCUUCAAUCUCUCUUCCUUGGACUUCUUAUCCUUAACAAUGAACAACUUAUCAGGCAUUUUACCACAAAAAUUCGGUGACUACUUUCCGAAUUUAAGUGUACUUACUUUGGCAACUAACAGAUUUGAAGGGGUGAUUCCUAAUUCCAUAUCCAAUUCAUCACAUCUUCAGACUAUUGAUCUUUCUAACAAUAGAUUUCAUGGGCCAAUACCUCUUUUCACCAACUUGAAAAAUCUCACUUAUUUGGCUGUUAGUAAUAAUUUACUCACUUCCACCACAUCAUUGAAUUUUCAAUUCUUUGAUUCUCUUAGAAACUCUACUCAGUUGGAAAUUCUUAUGAUCAAUGGUAACAACUUGGCUGGUGAACUUCCAAAUUCUGUUGCUUAUCUUUCAAGCAAUCUACAACAGUUCUGUGUUGCUAAUAAUAAGCUAAAUGGAACUAUUCCUAAGGGAAUGAAAAAAUUUCAAAAUCUCACAUCCUUAUCUUUUGAACAUAAUUAUUUCACCGGCGAGUUACCAUUAGAAUUAGGAACACUCAAAAAAUUGGUGCAGCUAUUGAUAUACCAAAAUAGAUUGUCUGGUGAAAUUCCAGACAUAUUUGGCAAUUUUACAAAUCUGUUUAUUCUUGCUUUAGGAAACAACCAGUUCUCAGGUAGAAUUCCCACAAGUAUCGGACAAUGUGAGGAAUUGAAUAUACUUGACUUAGAAAUGAAUAAGCUUGUUGGUGUCAUACCAAUCGAGAUUUUUCAACUCUCUGGCUUGACAACUUUGUACUUACAUGGAAAUUCUUUGAACGGUUCGCUUCCUCCUGUAUGCAACAUGGAGCAGCUAGUGACAAUGUUUGUUUCGAACAACCAGCUGUCGGGGAACAUUCCUGAAAUCAAAGCAAACGGCUUGAAGAUGCUUUUGAUGGAAAGAAACAAAUUUAGUGGCUCAAUUCCAAAUAGUCUAGGGGAUUUAGCAUCCCUUGAGACAUUGGAUUUAUCAUCAAACAAUCUCGCUGGUUCAAUUCCUGAGAGUUUAGAAAAUCUCAAAUAUAUGGUCAGCUUAAAUUUGUCUUUCAACAAAUUGGAAGGAAAGGUUCCUAUGAAAGGUGUUUUUAUGAACCUAAGCCAGGUUGAUCUCCAAGGUAACAACAAACUAUGUGGCGUUAACAAUCAAGUUAUGCACAAGUUAGGAGUCACUUUGUGUGUUGCAGGUAAGAAAAAGAACAGAAACAUUUUACUUCCUAUCAUACUCGGCAUUAUAGGCGUGACUGUUUUGUUCGUGUCAAUGAUCUAUCUACUGUGGCGGCUAAUGUCCUUAAAGAAGAAACACAAGGAGGAGAUAAGAACUUUGUCAUCAACUCCUCUAAAGGGGCUGCAUCAAAAUAUAUCCUAUGGUGAUAUUAGGCUUGCUACAAACAAUUUUUCAGCUGCAAACAUGGUUGGAAAAGGGGGCUUUGGAUCUGUUUACAAGGGUGUGUUCAACAUCAGCACUUGUGAGAGUCAAACUACCACACUUGCUGUUAAAAUUCUGGACCUGCAACAAAGCAAAGCCUCUCAGAGUUUUAAUGCAGAAUGUGAAACUUUGAAAAAUGUUCGUCAUCGGAAUCUGGUCAAGGUGAUCACUUCUUGCUCCAGCACUGAUUACAAGGGGGAUGAUUUUAAGGCCCUUGUUAUGCAAUUCAUGCCUAAUGGUAAUUUAGAGAUGAUUUUAUACCCGGAAGAUCUUGAGUCGGGUUCUUCACUAACCUUGUUGCAAAGAUUAAACAUUGCCAUUGAUGUUGCAUCUGCCAUGGACUACUUGCACAAUGACUGUGAUCCACCAAUAGUCCAUUGUGAUCUGAAACCUGCCAAUGUCCUAAUAGAUGAAGAUAUGGUUGCGCAUGUGGCAGAUUUUGGAUUGGCGAGGUUUCUCUCUCAAAAUCCAUCAGAGAAACAUAGUAGCACUCUAGAAUUGAAGGGAUCGAUCGGCUAUAUCGCCCCAGAAUAUGGUCUAGGUGGAAAGGCUUCAACUAGUGGCGAUGUGUACAGUUUCGGAAUCCUAUUUCUAGAGAUGUUCAUAGCGAAAAAACCAACGGAUGAAAUGUUCAAAGAAGGAUUAAGCAUGAACAAAUUUGUAUUAGACAUGGAUGACAAGCAAUUACUUAAGGUUGUUGAUCAAAGACUUAUCAACCAAUUUGAGUAUUCAACACAAAAUUUCAGCAGUGAUUGUAAUAGUAGUAGGUCUAUCGACAACAGUUACAGUGACGGCAUCCCAGUUUGGAUGCACAAAGCUGAGGAGUGCAUAGCUGCUUCAAUGAGAGUUGGCUUGUCAUGUAUAUCUUAUCAUCCUAAAGAUCGGUGGACAAUGAGAGAAGCCUUAUCAAAAUUGCAUGGAAUUAAGCAGUCUAUACUAGGCUUGUGAUGUUGGUUUCAUUCCUGCGUAUAGCGUAUAAUCUGUCAAUAUUUGUCAUAAAUCUCAUGUGCUUCCAUAACAAAAUUUAUAUAUGAAUAGGAAUCUCAAAAUAGUUAUGAAA
Trifolium pratense (red clover) is the source of this 3467-nucleotide messenger RNA. RefSeq names its product probable LRR receptor-like serine/threonine-protein kinase At3g47570. The record is from RefSeq and is a predicted model, not a curated record. The transcript is spliced from 2 exons. NCBI's taxonomy places the organism in Eukaryota, Viridiplantae, Streptophyta, Magnoliopsida, Fabales, Fabaceae. Bases 347 to 3355 code for a protein of 1002 amino acids. Gene Ontology annotation, molecular function: ATP binding; protein binding; protein kinase activity. Gene Ontology annotation, biological process: protein phosphorylation.